Molecule: messenger RNA, 476 nt
Organism: Ochotona princeps (American pika)
Lineage: Eukaryota; Metazoa; Chordata; Mammalia; Lagomorpha; Ochotonidae
Exons: 7
Coding region: 95-454 (119 amino acids)
Source: RefSeq, a predicted model, not a curated record
AGUGAGGACUGCAGAGAUACCAGCCUUACACUCAGCUGUGCUUUCCUUCCAGAUUCUACCAGUCCCUGUAUGUGGUUCACCUCUUCAUUCUUGAAUGUUGUACUACUAUUUCCAGGAGUCUGUGGGAAAAAUAGCCCCUGAUUACGAAGUUUCUGGGGAACCAUCUCAGCCCAUAGGAGAGACCCUAAGGCCAGUGUGGGCGCUAAUGGAUAAGUGCUACCCUGUGACCACUCAGAAACCCAAAGCCAAGAGAGGGAAGAAGCAAGCCUCCAAGGCCGGGACCACCAGGGCACCAGGACUGAGUGGUGCUGUCCCAAAGGAGGAAAGUGACAUCCUGUCUCAGGAGGAAAGGCAGGAAAACAACAACAUCCAAAAGGAGGCUGUGUAUCCAUCUGAGCCACCUGAGGUGGAUAGCCAUGAAGAAAGGACUAGGACCAGCGUCCCCGCUUCCUGAGGAAACUGGGCUGACUCUCAGC